Messenger RNA from Cuscuta epithymum, 3081 nucleotides. Lineage: Eukaryota; Viridiplantae; Streptophyta; Magnoliopsida; Solanales; Convolvulaceae. The record is from the annotation of a GenBank genome assembly.
UUACAAGAGUGAUCUCUACUUGACUCCAAUUUUUCCCUUCUUCCAUCUCCAAGCACGAUUAAGCUUUUUAUUAAAAAAAUGUUAGCAUGACACGGUCCAAUCGUGUUGAUAACAAUUUUGCAGCUGAUUAAGGAAGAAGAAAUGUGAACUAAAGUUAAGGAACAAAUUCUUCCAUGAUUCGCAUCAUAUUCAAUUCGUGUCUUGAGGACCCGAGACCAGCCGGACAGUGAUCGAUCGAUACUAUCCGAUGCCAUUGCAGGAUGAUAAGCAAAUUUCAAAUCAAGUGAAGUUGAUGAGAUGUGUAUCGAUGACAUUGGCAAAGCUACUUCCGUCGAUGGCUCAUCGGAGCAAGAAAGUCAUAAGAGUUCCAGCGCAACACAGCCUAGAGCCCGAGAGAGACGAUGGAGGGACGGGGGGUCUGGGAAGGCUAUGUUGCAGGGAUACGGAUACACCGAUACGCGGAUACGCGAAUACGGAGAUUGGAUAUUGUUUACACUGACUGCAUUAAAGGUAUUCCGUGAUAAUAACCAAUUCAUCAAGGAUGGGGGGCGCUGUGCUUGUUGCCCUUGUUGCUGCCAUUGGUAACCUAUUGCAAGGAUGGGACAAUGCAACAAUAGCAGGAUCAGUGCUUUACAUAAAAAAGGAAUUCAAUUUGGAAACACAACCAACUAUAGAAGGGUUAAUUGUGGCGAUGUCAUUAAUCGGAGCAACCUUUAUCACAACAUUCUCUGGGCCUGUUUCUGAUUCCCUGGGAAGGCGUCCAAUGCUCAUAAUCUCAUCUGUCCUCUAUUUCCUCAGUGGUUUGGUGAUGCUCUGGGCCCCAAAUGUUUAUGUGUUGCUUUUGGCAAGGCUGUUGGAUGGGUUUGGAGUUGGUCUUGCCGUAACUCUUGUUCCUGUGUAUAUAUCUGAAACAGCUCCUCCAGAUAUCAGAGGAUUUUUGAAUACUUUCCCCCAGUUCACUGGCAGUGUCGGAAUGUUUUUGUCGUACUGCAUGGUUUUUGGGAUGUCACUGAAAGAUUUGCCUAGUUGGAGGCUAAUGCUUGGAGUUCUUUCAAUUCCUUCUCUUCUUUACUUCCUUUUGACAAUUCUCUACUUGCCUGAGUCACCCAGGUGGCUUGUCAGUAAAGGAAAGAUGAAAGAAGCUAAGAAAGUUCUGCGGAAAUUGCGUGGAAGGGAAGAUGUAUCAGGUGAAAUGGCCUUGCUGAUGGAAGGUUUAGAUGUUGGUGGUGAUAUAUCAAUAGAGGAGUACAUAAUUGGACCAGAUAAUGAUCUUGCUGAUACCCAAGAGCAUGCUUCAGACAACAAGAACCAGGAGACUAUAAAGUUAUAUGGUGCUGAAGAGGGCCUUUCAUGGAUAGCUAAACCAGUCACUGGUCAAAGUACUCUUGGUCUGGUUUCCCGACGUGGAAGUAUGGCGGCAACAGCUGUUCAAGGGUCUUUUAUGGACCCCAUGGUCACUCUCUUUGGCAGCGUACAUGAAAAACUUCAAGAUCCCACCGGAAGCAUGCGAAGCAUGCUCUUUUCCAACUUCGGCAGCAUGUUCAAUGUGGCCGAGAAUAAGAAUGAACAAUGGGAUGAGGAGAAUGCAGGGGAGGAGAAUCACAUAUUCGACAACGAUUCUGGCCACGAAUCGGAUGACAACAAUCUAAGGAGCCCAUUUCUCUCACGUCAAGGCACAAAUGCCGGAAAGGAUAUGGAAACCAGACAAGGGAGUACUCUCAUCAUGCAAGGAAGCGAGGAAGUAAGCGGCAUUGGUAUUGGUGGGGGUUGGCAGUUGGCCUAUAAAAAAGACGAUAGGAAGGAAGGAGCAAUGAAAAGAAUCUAUUUGCAUCAAGAAGGUGGUCCUGGAUCACGACGUGGAUCUAUCAUCUCCCUUCCUGGUUGUGAUAAUCCUGCAGAAGGUGAAUUUAUUCAAGCUGCUGCUCUAGUAAGUCGGUCUAUUCUUGGGACAGAAGACAUUAUGGGCCAAAAACCUAUUGAAGAAGCCAUGGAGACAAAAUCCAAGAUUGCAAAUAAAGGAUCAGCCUGGAAUGAUCUCUUUGAGCCAGGAGUGAAGCAUGCACUUAUUGUUGGAGUUGGGCUUCAAAUACUUCAACAGUUUUCUGGGAUUAAUGGAGUUCUCUACUAUACUCCUCAAAUACUUAAACAAGCUGGAGUAGGACUUCUGCUUUCAAAGUUAGGGCUGGGAUCAGACUCAGCAUCUAUCCUCAUAAGUGCUGCCACAACUUUGUUGAUGCUUCCCGCAAUAGGUAUUGCGAUGAGACUGAUGGAUAUAGCAGGCAGGAGGUGGCUUUUACUCUAUACAUUGCCAGUCCUGCUAACUUCACUUGUCACUCUAGUCCUGGGGAAUAUAAUCCAUAUGUCUCAAGUAAUCAAUGCAGUCAUAUCCACGAUUAGUGUUGUGAUCUACCUGUGCUGUUUCGUCAUGGGCUUUGGCCCAAUCCCCAACAUCCUGUGCGCCGAGAUAUUUCCCACACGUGUCCGUGGCCAAUGCAUUGCUAUAUGUGCUCUUACAUUUUGGAUUGGAGAUAUAAUUGUCACUUACUCCCUCCCAUUAAUGCUCUCUUCCGUCGGUCUCCGUGGAGUCUUUGGCAUCUACACUAUUGUGUGUGCGAUUGCAUGGGUUUUUGUUUACUUGAAAGUUCCAGAAACAAAGGGAAUGCCGCUUGAAGUGAUCACGGAGUUCUUUGUGGUUGGCGCAAAGCAAGCUAGUGAAUAAAAUGCUGCACAUUUGCAAUGGAACUUCUUUAAUAAGAGGGAGUCACUUGUUCAGAGAAAGAUCAGAGGCAUAUCUGAUUGACAAUUUUGGAAGGAAUACGGAUAGCCGGAAAAAUCUCAAAGGGAAGGGAACACCAUAUAGUUAUUUAUUCAUUCUUUGUUUUUUGAUUCUUUUAUUUAUAUGGUAUAUGCGACAUUUUAUAAAUACUCGUGCUUCUCACAAUUUGUCCAGUUUAGCUUUAUAAUAAUCCAAAUGUUAAUUUAACAGGCCUUUGUCUUGAUACAAACCUACUAAUUGUCAAUGGGAAUUGGGAAUACAUAGCCCAAAAGUCUGGUUCCCGCUCUUGAAUCGGCCACUCCACG